Messenger RNA from Impatiens glandulifera, 510 nucleotides. Its product is annotated as LOB domain-containing protein 22-like. Bases 1 to 510 code for a protein of 169 amino acids. NCBI's taxonomy places the organism in Eukaryota, Viridiplantae, Streptophyta, Magnoliopsida, Ericales, Balsaminaceae. The transcript has a single exon. The record is from RefSeq and is a predicted model, not a curated record.
AUGGAUCAAAUAACUACAUCAUCCAGCGAUGAUUCCGCUGCGAAAUCAAUCUCAAUAGUUCCCUGCGCAGCCUGUAAAUUCCAGCGCCGCAAAUGCCCUCCUUCCUGUCCACUUGCUCCAUAUUUUCCGGCAUCAAAUUCUCAACAGUUUCUCAAUGCUCGUAGAUUCUUUGGAGUAAGUAAUCUAAGUAGAGCUUUGAAUAGGGUUAAACCUAAUGAGAGAGAUGAUACAGCAAUGACUAUGAUUUUCGAAGCUAAUACUAGGGCUCUUGAUCUUGUUGGUGGAUGUACUCGUAUUAUACGAGAACUUGAAUUUCAUAUCGAACAGGCUACUGCCGAGCUGGAUUUUAUUAGGUUUAAGCUUAAGGCUUGUCGUGGUGUCGGCGAAACGUCGCUGCCUGUGGUGGUUCAGCCGGAUAUUGGAUUCGGUAUGCAUUUGUUUGAAGGGAUGCCGACUUUGAUGUCAUCAUACACCAAUGAUUGUCAUUUUCCAGGGUUUGUUUACUUUUAA